Alosa alosa (allis shad) is the source of this 1411-nucleotide messenger RNA. RefSeq names its product methyltransferase like 26 (gene mettl26). The transcript is spliced from 6 exons. The record is from RefSeq and is a predicted model, not a curated record. The coding region runs from base 73 to 798 and encodes 241 amino acids. Lineage: Eukaryota; Metazoa; Chordata; Actinopteri; Clupeiformes; Clupeidae.
ACGCAACCCAGAUGCGGAAGCUAGAGUGAUUCUCACAGAAGCAGAAGCGUCGUUCGUGUUCUUGUGUAGCCUAUGCAUGCAUGCUGCUGCGGGGCAAAUCAACAUCAUAUGGUCCUGGGUUCCUUGAUAUUCUUCCGAUUUAUACCUUGGUUAGAGGCUCGCAUUUGUAGCCCCAAAAUGCUUUGUGCGUCAGCAGCAGAGAGAAAUAAAGAACCCAUUGUAUCGGUCCUCAGGGACUGCGUCGAGACCAGUCGUCCGCUUAAAGCGUUGGAGAUCUCGUCAGGUUCAGGUCAACAUGUUGUGCAUUUCGCUCAAGCUUUUAGGAAUGUUACAUGGCAGCCCUCCGACAUUGAUGCGCAGUCUGUAUCCAGUAUACAGGCUUACAGAAACCACCUGAAGCUUGACAAUGUGAAGUCUCCUAUUCAGCUGGAUGCCUCUCAGUCAUGGGAGAACUGGGGAGGCUUCGACCCCGAGUCCUUGGACAUAGUGGUCAACAUCAACAUGAUGCACAUAUCGCCUCUGGCCUGUACAAAAGGCUUGUUUAAAGGGGCAGGAAUAAUCUUGAAACCGCAAGGACUGCUAUUCACGUAUGGGCCCUACUCGGUGAAUGGAGUCAUCACACCGCAAAGCAAUGUUGACUUUGAUUUCAGCUUGAGACAGAGGAAUCCAGAGUGGGGACUGAGAGACGUGUCUUUUCUCAACUCCUUGGCAGAAGAAAACGGGCUGUUUCUUCAGAAGAUGGUGGAUAUGCCUGCAAAUAACAAGUGCCUCCUGUUUCGUAAGGAAAGCCGAGUAUAGUUCAGUAUUUUUGACAACAGUUUUAAAUUCACAAGACACUUUGUAAAUAAGUCUGCCAAACUGAAUAAAAAUCCGCUCAAUAUUUUAUUCAUUCACUCACUCAUUCUUUUCACUCUUGAACAACACAGAAAACUUACCAUUAUGUAUGAGUUUUGUCUAAAGCACAUCGUUUUGUAUAAUAUUUUUAUUAAGAUGCAUACGUUUGUGUAAUAUUUUACUACUAAUCAUUAUGAAAACUACUAGAAAUGAGAAUGAACUUUUAAUAACUUGGUUAUUGUUUACCUUUAGUUUGACAUACACUCAGGACUGUUGUCUCUUGAAAAAGAGAUCAAAUAAGCUAAGUGCAAAACAGUUUGACUCCAUGAGAGUACCGGUAAAUAUUGUGAGGCUUAUUACAUAGUUGAGGAGUUUGAGGGCAAGGCUGAAAUAUUCAUUAAGUUUUCCAAGGAUGAUAUGCAUGUACGUAUUAAUACCACUUAACUAGCAUGGAUAUAUUUACUGUACACAUUUCAGUUGCCUAGUUUACUACAAAUUCAUUUUUCACUUUGUAAUGUUCCACUAUUUGGAUGUCAGACAUUUUGCAUGAUGUUAUAUAAACUUCCUUGCUUUGUGA